Messenger RNA from Blepharisma stoltei, 1071 nucleotides. NCBI's taxonomy places the organism in Eukaryota, Ciliophora, Heterotrichea, Heterotrichida, Blepharismidae. The record is from the annotation of a GenBank genome assembly.
AUGACGUAUCUAUGCUUUAAACUAGGCUGUGAACUUGAACCUCAAAUUGCUUGCUGUUGCUCAUCUCCUGAAACUUACUGCUGUGAGAUCCAUCUUGGAGAUCAUCUCAAACUCCCAUGCAGAGCUCAUGCCUUUGAUUUUAUUUAUGUAGAGCCUUGCGAACGAACUAAAGAUGCAAUUCUUGCUCCUUUUCCUAAAUAGGGACAAUUUUUUUCCCCUUUACAAGAUCAAUUUUUUUUUAUAAAAAUUAUAUAGUCAAGAAUUAUGAUUUUUUAAAUUAUAUAAUAAAAAAUUAUGUUAUAUUAUAAUAAUCAUCAUCACUUAAGCAGUCUGGAGAGUUAGAUUCCUUUCAAAAGAAAAGUCUAAGAAAGAGAAAACUUAACUCCAACCCUCUUUAAUAUGAAACAAAUAAUUCUGUUCGAAUUUAAAGCAGAGUUGGCUUUUUAUUUUAAUCCCAUCCUCCGUAAGCGAACAAAAUGACUGGCAAAAUUUCCUAUUUUUUGAGUAAAAAGUAUCCUCUGUGGGCGAACAAAAUAAUUGUUCAAUAAAAAAAUAUUUUGAUCUGUUAAAUUUUAAACUAUUAAUAUUUGGUUCAAAAUAAUUGGGUUUUUUUAUAAAGAUUAUUAUAAAUUUAUAUAUAAAUUUUUAUAAAAAAUGUGAGCGAACAAUUUUUAUGUUCCCUCAUUGUGGAGAGUUCCAAUUUAAAGAGGCUAUAACUUGCUUAAGAAGGCUGUCUUGGCUUCUUUUAGAGUAAACCUUUAUAGCUCAAAAAAGAAUGUUGAAGAAACUUUAUCAAAGCUAAAUACUGAUUUAGAAGAAAUAAAUGAAUCGAUUGCAAAGAUAUCAAGCACUUCAAAACAAGAAUCCCCCAUUUCUGACCUCAUGCUUUUACAGCCUGAUGAUGGUUUUAAGAUCUCAAGAGCAACAAUUCCAGAUGACUUAGAACAUUAUAGCAGCUUUAAGUAUAUUUGCUCUUUAAAUAAAUUACAAGCAAAAAGAAUUUCCUUAUUAAGUAAACCAAAUAGCGCAAAAACAGAGCAAGAUUUCAGGAAAAAUUGCUUAUUAAAUUAG